Molecule: messenger RNA, 426 nt
Organism: Schistosoma margrebowiei
Lineage: Eukaryota; Metazoa; Platyhelminthes; Trematoda; Strigeidida; Schistosomatidae
Source: the annotation of a GenBank genome assembly
AUGAAACUGUUUCUGCGAUUAUUAUUGACUGUAUUCUUCUGUGGUUUCGUUUUGUGUCAAAUGGUGAAUAGCCAAUACAGAGAGACAGAGUUUAAUCAUGUAGAACCUGAUGGAUACAAUGCAUUAUAUGAAGAUGAUCCUAAUUACAUUCAAAAACGUGUUCAAUUUCUACGUCUCGCCUCUAAUAAUAAUAAUAAUAAUAAUAAUAAUAAUAAUAAUAAUAAUAAUAAUAAUAAUAAUAAUAAUAAUAAUAAUAAUAAUAAUAAUAAUAAUAAUAAUAAUAAUAAUAAUAAUAAAUAUAAUAAUAAUAAUAAUAAUAAUAAUAAUAAUAAUAAUAAUAAUAAUAAUAAUAAUAAUAAUAAUAAUAAUAAUAAUAAUAAUAAUAAUAAUAAUAAUAGUAAUAAUAACAGCAAUGGUUACGAAUAG